GGCGAAAUUGAUUACUCUUCCCAUACUCCAACUCUUUCUUUUCUUGAUGGUCGCCGUCCUCAUUUCCAUUCCCAAAUGUUUCUCUCAACAGAGUCCUAGUUAUCUGGAUUUUGUGGUGAAUGCGACGCAGUUGCCGCCGGAGGAAUACUAUGAUUACAUCGUCGUCGGAGGCGGCACGGCCGGGUGUCCACUGGCGGCGACAUUGUCGGAGAGGUUUAAAGUUCUGGUUCUUGAGAGAGGUGGUGUUCCGUACGGGAAUCCCAGUUUGAUGACCCAAGAAGGGUAUUUCACGGCGCUAACGAAGACCGACGCCUAUGACUCCCCCGUCCAAGCUUUCACGUCGCAAGAGGGGGUGCCGAACGCCAGAGGCCGCGUUCUUGGCGGCGGUAGCACCAUAAACGCCGGUUUCUACAGCCGGGCGAACAGGGAGUUUUACCGGAGGUCCGGGAUUAGCUGGGAUUUAAGAAUGGUGAACCAGUCGUACGAGUGGGUAGAGAAGCUUAUUGUUUUCCGGCCGGAGCUCAAGAACUGGCAGGUGGCGGUGAGGGAUGGGUUCCUGGAAGCUGGGAUUAAUCCCUACAAUGGGUUCAGCUUAGAUCACGUUGUUGGCACCAAGAUUGGAGGAUCCACUUUUGAUAGCUCCGGCCGCCGCCACAUCUCGGCGGACCUUCUCAACUAUGCAAACCCUUCCAACAUCCGUGUGGCGGUGCAUGCUAGCGUGGAGAGGAUUCCCUUGAAUUCCGGGGGUUCCGGUCCCGGUUCUCCGGCGAAACACGCGGCCACUGGGGUGGUUUUCCGGGACCAGAACGGGCUGCUUCACCAUGCUAUGGUGAGGGGAAAAGGUGAAGUCUUGCUCUCCGCCGGAGCACUGGGUAGCCCCCAGCUCCUCCUUCUGAGUGGCAUUGGCCCAAGACAAUACCUUUCUUCUCUGGGCAUUCCUGUAUCCUUAAACUCACCUUAUGUAGGGCAGUUCUUGUUUGACAAUCCAAGAAAUGGGAUCUCCAUUGAUCUUCCAUUGCCACUGGAGAAUUCUGUGGUUCAAGUUGUGGGAAUCACAAGCUCUGGGACAUACCUAGAAGCAAUCUCAAAUGUGUUCCCUCUUGCCCCCACAAUCCUCCCAAUCUUUGUGAGAACCCCAUCUUUCCACACAGUGGCCACAAUCUUGGAGAAAGUUGUGGGGCCCUCUUCUGCAGGGGAACUCAGGCUGGCAUCAACUGAUGUUAGGGUGAACCCAGUGGUCCGUUUCAAUUACUUCAGUGACAUGGAAGAUCUCCAGAGGUGUGUGAAUGGGAGCAGGAAGAUUGGGGAUGUUCUGAGAACCACUUCCAUGGAAGGCUUCAAAUUUGGUGGCAGGGAUUUCAUGUAUGUUGGCUCUGCAUUGCCCUCUGAUCUAUCCAACGACGCGCUUAUGGAGGAGUUCUGCCGCCAAACUGUGGCCACCAUGUGGCAUUACCAUGGUGGGUGUGUUGUGGGGAAGGUGGUUGAUACAAAGCUGAGAGUGAUGGGAGUCGAAGGCCUCAGAGUUGUGGAUGGCUCCAUAUUCACUGUCUCUCCAGGGACUAAUCCCCAAGCCACUCUUCUUAUGAUGGGAAGGUACAUUGGUAUGCAGAUGCUGAGGGAGAGAUUUGAUUAGAAGAGAAUGAUCAUUUUUAAUUUGUGAGAGAAUUGAAGCAAGUGUUUGUUUUCUUCUGUGUUUUGGUUACAGCCCACACCAAAAAGUCAAAAACCAAUAAUCAGUUUCAGUCUUGGGCUUUACAUUUUCCUAUUGGAUUCCCUUAGACCCAGUUUCUCCUCAACUAUUAAGUUAAUCCGUUGAUUCGACCGAUAACCUUAAAAUCUUGUUCUAGUUACAUUCCUAUGUGCAGUAUUGUGGAAGUCUAGGAUGGCUAAA
Molecule: messenger RNA, 1891 nt
Organism: Ipomoea nil (Japanese morning glory)
Lineage: Eukaryota; Viridiplantae; Streptophyta; Magnoliopsida; Solanales; Convolvulaceae
Product: (R)-mandelonitrile lyase-like
Exons: 3
Coding region: 47-1633 (528 amino acids)
Molecular function (GO): flavin adenine dinucleotide binding; oxidoreductase activity, acting on CH-OH group of donors
Source: RefSeq, a predicted model, not a curated record